UUUGUGGAACGUAAGCCUGCUAUGUAUUUUACCGUGCAGCUACUUGUUAAGAGAAAAACGAGCAAGCAAAAAGUAUUUGCACAUUGAACACUAGGAUAUGUUCAUUCAAGUUUACAGAAGUUUAAAUUUAGUUCCCUUGUAAAAGUCAUAAUGCAUUGUUGGUUCAUUCUGAAAUUUCACCCAAUGACUAUUUGAACUUUAUAAAAAGUGUAUACAGUAUUAACUGUGAAUUACUUUCGUAUAGGAAUAGUCACGAGGCACGAGAAUCCACACAUCUCUGCAGUGCUUAACGUUUUUCAUUUGUUUUAUAUUUAUGGCCUAGAAAUAAUUCAACCGACUUUUCUACCCCAUUUUAACUGAUAUGGAAUAAACAAGACAGAAAUUAGACUCACAAUUAGUUCAAAGUUACAAUUACAAUGGUGCUGCUGAAAAUUAUUCAAUUCCACUUAAUUUGUCACAAAACUAUUUCUUCUUUACAAAUAUAACUGUUCAUCUAUGCCACUGAUGUAUGAUUUGUGGCUUUUUUUAAGUAAACUGAGUCAAUAUUUUUAUUUGUAUAUUCAUACUUUUGUAAAAAAAAAAAAAAUGUUUCGUGCUGUGCCGUAAGAUUUUUCUAACAUCAUAAAUGUGCCUUGACUCAAUUAAGGUUGGGAAACUUCGUUCAGCAGUGCUGGUGGGAUCUGUGGGUUCCACUCCAGUCCGGGAGGUGGCGCGGGUUUAUUGGGGUUUAACAUCUCAUCUCAAAGCAUCGGAAAAGCUGAGAAAAUGCCUGACAAAACCGGACCGGGGAGGGUCGAGAACAUCGUACAUUGAUUGGUUAUUUUAAGCAGGGAACUUUGCCGGCGUGGUAAGCGGUCUCUUUCGCAUUAGCGUUCUUGUUUCGCUCAACACCAGCUUUGGCCUUCCCGCUUGUGCGCAGCCCUACCCGGCCAAAGCCACCUGGCCUACCCCUCUUGUGUCGUUCUCUUCCUUGUGCUCACCAUGUCCGAAUUCGGCUCCUUGCCGACUAACGGCGUCGCCGCUGCAACAAAGAAAGAUAGUUUUGCGGACGCCAUGGAACGAGCCAGACAGAUUGCAGCUAAAAUAAGUGGUGAGAGCGGUCACAUGCCAAGCAACAAUGGAGGAGCUGAGAAUUAUCCCUUCACUGCACAAAAACGAUCCCUCGAAGAACCAGAUGAACCAGAUGCGAAGAAAGUAGCGUCACAGAAUGAAAGAGAUUCUUCGUUGUCCAUUGGAGCUCAAUUGGCUGUCCUGGCUCAACAGAAUGUGAGACCCUCCACAAUGACAAUAACAGAGGAGUGUAAGGUGCCUGAUAGCAUGGUUGGUCUUAUCAUUGGCAGAGGAGGUGAACACAUAAACAAAAUACAACGGGACUCUGGCUGCAAGGUCCAAAUUGCACACAACAGUGCUGGUCUUUCGGAAAGAGGUGUUUCUUUGACAGGUCCACCGGAGGCCAUACAGAAAGCGAAGGCGCUCAUAGAUGAAAUAAUAUCAAGGGGACACGAUUCCCCCAACGGACAAACAGGUUCCAUGCAGGAGAUGGUCAUCCCUGCAGGCAAGGCUGGCCUUAUUAUAGGCAAAGGAGGAGAGACCAUUAAGCAGCUACAGGAACGAGCUGGAGUUAAAAUGAUACUUAUUCAAGAUGCAUCCCAGCCGCCAAACGUAGAUAAACCACUACGCAUCAUUGGAGACCCAUUCAAAGUGCAGCAAGCUAAGGAGAUGGUCAAUGAGAUUCUACGAGAUCGGGAGCAGACUGGUUUUGGUGACAGGAAUGAAUAUGGCUCAAGAAUGGGAGGUGGUGGCAUUGAUAUUGGUGUUCCUCGCCAUGCAGUGGGGGUCAUAAUUGGACGAAGUGGAGAGAUGAUUAAAAAGAUACAGAGUGAUGCUGGAGUGAAGAUACAGUUUAAACCAGAUGAUGGCACCGGUCCUGAAAAAAUAGCUCACAUUACUGGUCCUCCUGAUCAGUGUCAACAUGCUGCCUCCAUCAUCACAGACUUGCUACGAAGUAUCCGUACCAGAGAUGAUAUGGGUGAGGGGGGUCCUCCUGGUCCAGGGAUGCCACCUGGAGGACGGGGACGGGGUAGAGGCCAGGGCAACUGGGGUCCUCCGGGGGGAGAGAUGACUUUCUCUGUUCCUGCUCACAAAUGUGGACUUGUUAUUGGCAGAGGAGGAGAAAAUGUCAAAGCCAUUAACCAGCAAACUGGUGCGUUUGUUGAGAUGUCACGUCAGCCGCUACCAGAUGGGGACCCAAAUUUCAAAAUGUUCAUAAUCAGAGGUUCCCCGCAACAAAUAGACUAUGCAAAGCAACUUAUAGAAGAAAAGAUAGAGGCCCCAUUGUGUCCUGUGGGUGGCGGUCCAGGUCCGGGAGGCCCUGGUGGUUCCAUCAACCCCUAUAACCCUAACCCUUAUAACGCUGGACCUCCUGGUGGUUCACCCCAUGGUGGUGCACCAGGUGGUCCCCAGUACUGUGCUCAGAGUUGGGGGAAUAGCUACCAGCAAUGGCAGACCCCAGGGCAACAUGACCCAAAUAAGGCAGCAGCAGACCCGAAUGCAGCAUGGGCAGCCUACUAUGCACAGUACUACGGUCAGCAGCCAGGGGGGUCUAUGGCAGCACAAACCCCAGCAGAUCCUGGAGCAGCGGGGGAUCAGAACCAAGCAGCACAGACUGCUGGGGGUCAGCCAGACUACACGAAGGCUUGGGAGGAGUACUAUAAGAAGAUGGGGAUGGUUCAGCCUACAGGAGCGCCAGUCGCUGCUCCAGGAGCUGCGUCGGCACCUGCAGGAGGAGCAGCAUCUGGAGGCCAGCCAGACUACAGUGCAGCCUGGGCAGAGUAUUAUAGGCAGCAAGCUGCCUACUAUGGGCAGGGAGGGCAGGCCCCUGGACAAGCAGCUCCGCCACAGCAGGGACAGCAGGCGCAGUAAUGAAGUCUUGUCCAUUUGGAUUUUUUUUUUUUUCAUCCUUGGGACUUCUGCUGAUAGAGAUUUCUGUUUUUGGCUUCAAAAAUCCAAGGCCAUGACUGCACCAUCUCCUAUUUUAAAAUCACAUUUGCUAGUUGACUGACUUGUUCCCCCACCAUCCCCCACCCCAAUGGAAUAAGGGAAAAGGUUUUGCUCAUCCAUUGAAACAACGCACUAAUUAACUUAAGAAAGAAGAAAUUUAAGAUUUUGUUUGCUCCUUAUUUCACCCACCUUUUGUCAUCUCUGUUUUCAAUCUGUGCUCUGAAUUAAGGGUAUGUUUACUGCAGAAGCUCAACAACAAUCACAAUCAGGUUAAGUAGUUUCACUUUGCAGUAACCUGUUUUAUUUUGAAUUCAUGUUUGGAUUAAAAAACAAAUUGGUACUUUUAAAUCUCAUUUAAAAAAUGUCUGUCUGAAAUCUCAGUUGUAAUUUACCCUAUUCUUAAUUUUAUUCACUGUAUUUUUCUUUCAGAAGGUGUGUGUGUGUGUGUGUGUGUGUGUGUGUGUGUGUGUGUGUGUGUGUGUGUGUGUGUGUGUACGUACAUGUGCGCCUGUCUGUGCUUCUCAGGUGUGUGUGUGUGUGUAGGGUUGCUGUAAAAUGGCACUAGCUCAUGUUGGCUGGUUGCAUGUGCAGGUGUAGCUGUCUUGCUACAUUUACAAGUUGAUCAAUGGAUGUUUUUUUUUUUUUUUUUUGUUCUAAUAGACUCAUUGUAUUUUUUUUACAGCUUGUUUUUAAAUACUUAAAAAUAAAACAUUCAGAUCUACA
Molecule: messenger RNA, 3723 nt
Organism: Syngnathoides biaculeatus (alligator pipefish)
Lineage: Eukaryota; Metazoa; Chordata; Actinopteri; Syngnathiformes; Syngnathidae
Gene: khsrp
Product: KH-type splicing regulatory protein
Exons: 18
Coding region: 982-2922 (646 amino acids)
Biological process (GO): regulation of DNA-templated transcription
Cellular component (GO): cytoplasm; nucleus
Molecular function (GO): mRNA binding
Source: RefSeq, a predicted model, not a curated record